UAAGCACUUCGCGCCUCGCUGUCAGCGGGACAGCCUAGGAUCGGCGGUAACCAAGCCACAGUACUGGUUAUUUCCGUGAUGCCACUUUCACUUUCGGCAUUCACUGAGCUCAGCUGCACCCGCGUGGUUCCGCGGUACAGCGCUGCGCUCGGAUGCCAGUCACGGCGGCGCAGGCCCCGCCCCUCGGCGUGCGCGCUCCCGCCGCUCCCGGUGACGCGACGCGAGAGGCUACGGGGUGGUGUUUUGGCGGUACGGCUGCGGGAAAGGAGCAGAGCUAGUGGGAAGGUGCUGCCGGGAAGCCGCGACUGCGUUGCUGGCGCCGCCUCGCCGCGGUGGCCGUGAUGCGCUCCGCUCGCGGGUCUGCGCUCCCGGGAACCCCGACCGCCGAGUCGGACGCUGCCGAGCAGUUCAGCUAUCACAUGAUUAUCGAUUUUUUUAAAUGUUCAGACUGGAAUUCCUGUGCCAUGAAGGGUUUUGAAGAUAGGCUUUCUUGAUAUAUCCAGAAGAGGAUUGGAUGCCGGAAACUGGAGAUAUCAGUCAAAGGAGGGCCCUGGCGCCGGGAGGCCUUCUGUAACGGUGUGUGAGGACUGACUCCCAGGGCCUCGCCUGACCUCUGACCUGCCAGCAUGGGGAGGAUCGGCAUCUCCUGUCUUUUUCCGGCUUCCUGGCAUUUCAGCAUCUCCCCAGUGGGGUGUCCCCGAAUUCUGAACACCAACUUACGCCAAAUUAUCGUCAUUAGCAUUCUGGCUGCUGCUGUUUCACUUUUAUACUUUUCUGUUGUCAUAAUCCGAAAUAAGUAUGGGCGGCUCUCCAGAGAUAAGAAGUUUCAAAGGUACUUGGCACGAGUUACUGACAUUGAAGCUACAGACACCAAUAACCCCAAUGUGAACUAUGGUAUCGUGGUGGACUGUGGUAGCAGCGGGUCUCGGAUCUUUGUCUAUUGCUGGCCGCGGCAUAACGGCAAUCCUCAUGAUCUGUUGGAUAUCAGGCAAAUGCGGGAUAAAAACCGAAAGCCUGUGGUUAUGAAAAUAAAACCCGGCAUUUCAGAGUUUGCUACCUCUCCAGAGAAAGUCAGUGAUUACAUUUCUCCUCUCUUGAACUUCGCUGCAGAGCAUGUACCACGGGCAAAACACAAAGAGACCCCUCUCUACAUUCUCUGCACAGCUGGAAUGAGAAUCCUCCCCGAAAGUCAACAGAAAGCCAUUUUAGAAGACCUUCUGACUGACAUCCCUGUGCACUUCGACUUUCUGUUUUCUGACUCUCAUGCAGAAGUAAUUUCAGGGAAACAAGAAGGUGUGUAUGCUUGGAUUGGCAUUAAUUUUGUCCUUGGACGAUUCGAGCAUAUUGAAGAUGAUGAUGAGGCAGUUGUGGAAGUUAACAUCCCUGGUAGCGAAAGCAGCAAAGCCAUUCUCCGUAAAAGAACAGCCGGUAUUCUCGACAUGGGAGGUGUCUCAACCCAGAUAGCAUACGAAGUCCCCAAAACUGUAAGCUUUGCCUCCUCACAGCAGGAAGAAGUAGCUAAGAACUUAUUGGCCGAAUUUAACUUGGGAUGUGACGUUCACCAAACUGAGCACGUGUACCGCGUCUACGUGGCCACGUUUCUUGGGUUUGGCGGCAAUGCCGCUCGACAGAGAUAUGAGGACAGAAUAUUUGCCAGCACAGUUCAAAAGAACAGGCUCCUGGGGAAACAGACUGGGCUGACCCCUGAUACUCCGUACCUGGACCCCUGCCUACCCCUGGACAUUAAAGAUGAAAUCCAGCAGAAUGGACAGACACUGUACCUGCGGGGGACGGGAGACUUCGACCUGUGCCGAGAGACCAUCCAGCCUUUCAUGAACAAAACCAACGAGACGCAGACCUCCCUCAAUGGGGUCUACCAGCCCCCGAUUCACUUCCAGAACAGUGAAUUCUACGGCUUUUCCGAAUUCUACUACUGCACUGAGGAUGUGCUACGGAUGGGGGGAGACUACAGCGCUGCCGCGUUUACGAGAGCCGCGAAGGAUUAUUGCGCAACGAAGUGGUCCAUCUUGCGGGAACGCUUUGACCGAGGACUGUAUGCCUCUCACGCCGACCUCCACAGGCUCAAGUAUCAGUGCUUCAAAUCCGCCUGGAUGUUUGAGGUGUUCCACAGGGGCUUCUCAUUUCCCAUCAACUACAAAAAUUUAAAGACAGCUUUGCAAGUUUACGACAAGGAGGUUCAGUGGACCCUCGGAGCAAUCCUCUACAGGACCCGCUUCUUACCCUUAAGAGAUAUCCAGCAGGAGACCUUCCGGGCCAGCCACGCGCACUGGCGGGGCUUCUCCUUUGUGUACAAUCACUACCUGUUCUCGGGCUGCUUCCUGGUGGUCCUGCUCGCCAUCCUCCUCUACCUGCUGCGGCUGCGGCGCAUUCACAGGCGGGCCCCGCGCAGUGGCUCGGCCGCCACCGUCUGGCUGGAGGACGGCCUUCCGUCCCAGAAGAUCGCCGGUACCUUAUGAACCGGAGUUGGAGCCCCAGAAAGACUCUAAAGGAAAAGCCAUUUUUGCCUCAGGGUUUCUCCUCUUCAUUCUCAUUUGUUUUUCCUUUCCCUUUUUGUUCCGUGAAACCAAACCAAAAUCCACUGUUCGUAAACUCUGCUGUCCUAGAAGCACUGCAUUUAGCCGUUCUGUGUCCAGCUUUAAGUUGCGGAAUAGGGAAAAGGGAACAUCACUUCAUUUUUGCUGCAUAGGAUAUCUGCCAAAAAUUACUAAAAUUUUUGGUUGUUCUCUAAGGUAUAUUUGAUUUUAAAAAGAUGCACUUUACUAUUGGAGGGAAACGGCAGGCUGUUCUCUGUCAGGGGAGGUGGGACCGAGGGGUGACGCUUUCACAGAACCAGAACACAUACCGACUGGACUGAUCGCCCCCUUUUUCUCUCUGUCUUGAAAGCGCUAACCUAAAGAGGGAGAUGUUUAGUUCUAUUUAUUGUUCAGGGCUGUUGCUGUUUGUUUUCUUUGCCGGUUAAAAAAAUCAAAACUGUUUAUAUCCAAAAUAGAGAGGUACAGGCACCAGGAGGUAACAGUUUUUAAAAUUGAUAGUGAAGAGACCUGAAAAAUGUGAAAUGAUGGCCAGAGCUCUGUGUGUGUGUGAGGGUGAGAGUGUGUGUGUGAGAGAGCGUGUGUGUGCAUGUGUGUGUUUGUGUAUGAAAACCACUGAUGGGGGAGAGUGAGGGAGUGCAGGGCUCUCACUUUUAAAAGCACACACUUCAGAAUGCACUGUUUCAUUUCACUUCGAAGAAUCAUUCCCCGUUACCGUUACUUCUUCUGACCACAGGUAGUUACUUUCUUCAUGCCAUCUUUCAGCGGCCUUAGAACACUACGUUUUUGAGUUGGAAAAUUCAUAGUUCACUGGUUUCGGUGUUGUUAGAACUGGAGCUGGUGCUUGUCGACAGGCACGUCCUUAUUUCUCAGUAGCUCGUCUGUGCUUGUUUACUUGUGCUCCGGUUGCUUCCCUCUUCAAGUUGGUGUCCCCCUGCCCUCGGAUUUCAGAGACCUAGCUUGACUGUCGCGGUUGAGGCUGUGCUGGCAGGGCCACUGUAAAUCCAAACGAAGAGAAGAACUGAACACAAGAAAUCAACUCACAUUUUGAAGAAAACACGCUUGACAUUUUAAACAAAAACCUAAAAAGGACAACUGGAUUGGCAUGUAUGAGAUUAGUGUUUUUUCACCUGUUCGUUUAGUUUAGAAGCUUUGGGAAUUCUCAUACAUAGUUUUUUAGGCGAUGUUCUGUGUGUGUGUGUGUGUGUGUGUGUGUGUACGCACACACAAGCUAUUUCUUAACUCCAAAACAGCUAAAUUCGUCUAGUUGGUAACAAAUGUAUAUUUCGAGAAUCAUCAGCUGCCUUUUUAAAAAAAUCAAUGAUGAGAGAAAGAACUCACGUUCUGAAGCCCUUAUUUAAUUUAGAAAAACUUUUUAGAUUUUCAUCUCGUCUAUUAAUUACUUAAAAACGUGGCAUACAGUAUAUUGAUGACUUAAAAGAUUACAAAUUUAUGAAAAGAUUACAAAUUUAUGAAAGAAAUGCAAAUCCUGUGAUUCUGCUCUUCAAAGUGAAUAUUCUAACAACGGAAAAAUUAUUGGUAGAAAGUUUGCCUCUCAAAUAUAAAGAAGGUUAGAGGAGCUGUAUGGUGGUAUAGCAUCUGAUGUGUAGAGAGACUUGUUUCAGAGAGGAUGGAGACAGAUGUCUCUCGAAAAAUCCAGCUUCUGAAAUGCUGGUCUCCAGCUAUUUAAAUGCUUGGUCCCUGGCAAACACUGUUCCUUUUCAAGAGGCAGCCACACACGAGCCGUGUCAUGGGUACCCCAGGGGCAUAGUGAGCUGGCGUGCUUCUCCUUGACUUCUUAAAGGAGGUUUGCCCUGUGGACUGUGGGUGGCAUUAGUGGUGAAGAAGAGUAAGUUUACAUGUUAGCUUCUCUGCCGCCAGCCAUUUGGAGUAGUAAGGCCCUAACCUGCAGAAUGAAAAUUUUCCAAUGCCUAGAAUAUGUGAUUUUGCCUUUCAAAUCAAAGCAAGGAUAAGCUAGCAUAGGCACAGAUCUAAACAGGCCUAAAUGAAGACCUCCUACGAUAAAUAGCCACUUUUAAAAUAAAGGAUGCUAACCUGGCCCAGCUCUGUUCCACUUGGGGAGCGCAGGAGAAACCAGCUUGGAGGAGCGAAGCCUGAGCAGCCAUCUGCAAGGACCUAACUCACUCUCCAAAAGAAGUCCCCAAAUUAGGGUUCCCAGGCCCAGCAGCCUUGGACUUUGCACAGUUCGGUGCCGUGUCCUCUGCCAAAGAACUCCCGGAGCAGGCCUGGCAAACUUGCCCACAGGGAAAAUCUCGGAAACCCUUGAGCUAAGAAUGGUUUUUCAAUUUUUAAAGGGUCAUUAAAGAAAAAAAAAGUGACAGAUAUGCAACAGCGACUGCAUGUGGCCUGUAGAGCCUCAAACGUUUACUAAGUGUCCCUUUACAGAAGACAUCUGCUGGCCCUGCAUGGAGAGUCCCGUUCAAGAACAGAUAUACAGCCUCGUCCUCUUCACUCAGGAAGGUAGUUACCACCCGUGAGCACAAAAAGAGGGGCAAGAGAAG
Kogia breviceps (pygmy sperm whale) is the source of this 5074-nucleotide messenger RNA. The record is from RefSeq and is a predicted model, not a curated record. NCBI's taxonomy places the organism in Eukaryota, Metazoa, Chordata, Mammalia, Artiodactyla, Physeteridae.